This is a messenger RNA of Sphaerodactylus townsendi, 2738 nucleotides long. RefSeq names its product 2-aminoethanethiol dioxygenase (gene ADO). Bases 59 to 811 code for a protein of 250 amino acids. Gene Ontology annotation, molecular function: oxidoreductase activity, acting on single donors with incorporation of molecular oxygen, incorporation of two atoms of oxygen. The record is from RefSeq and is a predicted model, not a curated record. Gene Ontology annotation, cellular component: mitochondrion. NCBI's taxonomy places the organism in Eukaryota, Metazoa, Chordata, Lepidosauria, Squamata, Sphaerodactylidae. The transcript has a single exon.
GCGUGCGCAGUGGCCGCUCUGGUCCUCGGAGGGAGGCUGCAGCGGUAGCGGCGGCGCGAUGCCCCGCGACAACAUGGCCUCCCUGAUCCAGCGGGUGGCCCGCCAGGCCCGCCUCACCUUCCGCCCGCCGGGGGGCGGCAGCAACAACGGGCCACGCUUCGCAGAGAACCUGCAGCGUCUGCAGCAGCUGCUGGACGAGGUGCGGGCCGAGGACCUCCGCUUGGCGCCGCGCGGCCCGUCGGUGGGGCCGGGCGCGGUGCAGCCCCCGGUGAGCUACAUGCACAUCUGCGAGACGGACAGCUUCAGCAUGGGCGUCUUCGUGCUGCGCGCCGGCGCCUGCAUCCCCCUGCACGACCACCCGGGCAUGCACGGCCUGCUCAAGGUGCUCUACGGCACUCUGCGCAUUGCCUGCUUCGACGCGGCGGGGGGCGGCGGAGCCUCUGGCGAAGGCGGCCAGAGCAGCGCCGCUUCUGCCCCCGGGUCGUCGCCGAAGCCGCGCCGCCACCGCGCCCUGCUGCGAUCGCGCCAGCUCUACACGCCCGCCUCGGCCCCGUGCCGCCUCUCCCCGCACGCCGACAACCUGCACCAGAUCGACGCCGUCGGCGGCCCGGCCGCCUUCCUCGACAUCCUCGCGCCUCCCUACGACCCCGAGCACGGGCGGGACUGCCACUACUACUGCUUGGGCGACGGGCAGAGCCUGGACGCCGACGCCCAGGGGCUGCCCAAGGAGGUGUGGCUGCACGAGACCCCGCAGGCCCCAGACUUCUGGUGCGGGGGCGAGCCCUACCCAGGGCCCCGCGUGUCGCCCUGAAGGGUGGCCUCUGAGGAGACCGGGCCUGCUGGCCUGCCUGCUCCACUGGAGGGGACUGCUGGAAGAGACUUCAACAGCCAGCCUUCCCUCCCUGAUGAAGCUGGGAGGAGGAGGCCUGGCCUGGCCUGGCCAGUUUCUUGCCCCAAGCCCUUCACUCUUGGCUGCACUGGAGACCUUCCAAGCCAUGGUUAUCCUGUCUUUUCCCUGACCAGAUGCUUGCCUGAAUGGUCAUCUUGGGAGCCACCCAUUUGGGGUACUUCACAGCAGAUGGCACAGAAGGCAAGUGGUCCUCAAGAGCAUCUCCAUGUGUUGGGAUGCAGGACCACGUGCACUUUCUUGUAUGGCUUUAUAAUCUCCUUGGGGCUCUGAGAGCAUUCAGAAGCACAAGCCUGAGACAACACACCACUGUUGUGAAAAGCAGGUUCUCCACAACCCACCAACAUGCUACAUUUCAAAUUGUGCAUGCACAAGAAGGUCUUUGUGGGAGCCUGGCUCUUGGCCUUUCCCGCAGCACACAGCAGCCGACUAAUGCUCAGCACAGGAACAGAGAACACUUAAGUUGAUCCCUGUCUUUUGAGACCAAUUAAUAUCAGUUGCUUUGUGGUGGAUGCACCUCAGUUACAUGGAGCUGGGAGAAGUGGCAUCAUCAAACCGGGACAUGGCUUGCAUCCCAUUUCAUAUCCUUGCAGGGAAACUACAUAACUUUCCAGUUCUGUGGGUGCAAAGCUCUUGGGUGCCGUCAUAUUUAUUUCUACUAAUUGAUGUGAAGAUCUGGGAGAGCAAUAACAUUUCACCAUUCAGGCAUCAAGACAGUGGUUUUAGCUUAAUUUAGAAAUACACUUUGAAGUUUCACUUUUUCCCUUCUGCUACAGCUAAAAGAAUAAAGACAGUAAUAAUUCCAAGGCCUCUGACAAAAGAACAGAUAGUUUCUCAGCAGUUCCCGCAUCCAUUCAGGAUAACGUCCUCAUUCCCAGAUGGCAUUGGGAGGGAGAGAUUUAUGCAACAGAUUAUACCAAAUGGGCUGAAGUGCAACAGUUUACUUUGAUUUAACACUAACUGUUGGAUUUAUAGUUAAAAUGAAUGUUUAAUUCUGCAUACAGAUGCUGUCAGGUUGAAUGUGAUCUUAUCAAAAAGUAUAACUGUGUUAAGAGAACAUGUUUUAGGUAUUAAAAAUGGUAAUUCCUAGAUAAGGGUGUUCGUACCAUUCUUUAAAAUGCAGUGAUGGAAAAAUUUUCCAAUUGUUUUUGCUGUAAAGGUUCAUUCACUGUAUUUGGGAGCGGGUGACGUUACACAACAUGGAACAGAUGGUGUUUUUGACACUUGAGCUUCUGGUGCCAGCCUUCUAUAGAAGAAUGUGAUGGUUUUGAAGGAUUAUGGCUUGAGUCGUGCUCUUUAGUUUUGUUUUUGAAACCUUGUAUAAACAGAUGUACUUAAAAGUAAUUUUUUUACUAUUUAUAAUUAACUUUGUAGAACUUCUGUUAAAAAAAAGAAAAUUGAAUCACUCUCCUGUUUCAGCAUGGCAUUCCCUGUCCUUAGCACAAAGGGAUGUCUUUUCAGUGGGUGAAUGCUUUCUGGCUGCAGUAUUUGCCCUGACACCUUCUGAUCUAGGCAUCUGUGUCGGCAUCUUUUAAUGCUAAGGUAUUCUAAAGGGCAUACCAACCUUUUGUGAAAUUUGAUCCAAGAUUGAGUGAUUGCUGGCUGUUUUUAUAUCAGCAAAUUUAGAGGUGCUUUUCUUGUCGGGAUUAUGCAGGUGCACAAACUGCGCUUUGGGUUUUAAUAAUUUUGGUUGUCAUUACUGCCUAUCAGAUGAGGGAGGAAAUGCAACAUCCAGUGCGUAUUAAGCAAACCUCCAUCUGAUUAAUGACUUAACUUGUAUCAGUUGUGAUCAUGUUUAAUCUUUUUGCAGUAUAAAGCUGUGUUCUUGAAA